Chelonoidis abingdonii (Abingdon island giant tortoise) is the source of this 2990-nucleotide messenger RNA. It is a transcript of the gene NINJ2, whose product is annotated as ninjurin 2. NCBI's taxonomy places the organism in Eukaryota, Metazoa, Chordata, Testudines, Testudinidae. The record is from RefSeq and is a predicted model, not a curated record. Gene Ontology annotation, biological process: cell adhesion; tissue regeneration. Gene Ontology annotation, cellular component: membrane.
AAUAUAGAGUCCCUGGGACUGCAGAGUCCCAAGCUAUUGUGCGGUCUGCAGAAGGCUGAGGAAGAGACCUAAGGGCAAAAGAAUGGCAUCAGAAGGGGAAAUCAUCAACCUUCAAGCAGGGAAUCCUGGAUCAAGGAGGGACAAUCCAAUCAACAUCAACCACUAUGCAACUAAGAAGAGUGUGGCAGAAAGCAUGCUGGAUGUGGCGCUGUUCAUGGCCAAUGUCACACAACUCAAAGCGGUGCUGGAGCAGGGGGUUUCAUUCCAGUAUUAUGCCACCCUGAUAUCGCUUAUCAGCAUCUCUCUCUUCUUCCAGGUGGUGAUUGGAAUUCUUCUUAUCAUCAUUGCUCGGCUGAACCUGAACGAUGUGUCAAAGCAACAUCGCCUGAAUGUGCUCAAUAACACUGCCACGGCUCUGAUCUUCAUCACUGUCAUCCUCAACAUCUUCAUCACUGGCUUUGGCGUGCAGAAGACUGGUCUCUACCCUACCAGGAGACAUUACUGAGGCCUGGAGCACAAGGGAAUCAGGUUGUGUGUGUGGCACCAGCUUUAGGGUCCCUUCUUUCAAUUUUUUUUUUACUGACCUCAGCAGAAUCCUACCAGCUGAGUGGAGACAGAGAACUGAAUUACUCUUUAAAAAUUGUUUGCAAAGUAUUUUAUGCAGGUUGUUUGUAUAAAGCAUGUGUAGCUUUGCAGGAAUGAAAUUUCCACUGAUUUUUUUCAACGCUAGUGCAAGCUGUGCAGUGGUUUCUAGAAAGCUUCACAAAAAGUUGCAAAAAAGCACUUUCCAAACAUGCUCCUGUGCACAGGUAACAACAAACUUUUCUCUGAUUUUAAUUCUCUGCUUCUCAUAUUCAGUAUUAACUAAUUUUAUACAGGGGGCCGAGUUCCAGGCUGAGUUAUAUUUAUUUGGUAAGCAAAACUAACCAUACCCUGGCCAGAUAUUUUGUAACUGGCAACACUUAAAGUAACACUAUCGAACAGUUUAUGUUUCAAAUAUAGGUUGGUUGGUUGGUUGUUUUUGUGGGAGGAAAGGAGCGGGUGAGUGUGUUAUGAUGACUAAUAGGAAUAAAAAUGUUUUCUUCAAGGUUGCUUAAAAAAAAUCAAAUGAGAUGUUUUUUGAAAACCAUUGAACAUUCCUCUGCAGUGCAGGAAACUUAAGCCCCACAGCAAAUAGAUACUUAUGCUUAGAUACCACCACAAGGACCUUGUUAGAAAUCCUCUAUGGAUAACAUGGGGGUACUGUAGGAGAAAUAGGAAAUGAAGCUGACUAAACACAGAAAGUGAAACAGACCAGUCUAGCUUCACUUGUCUACAUUAACUGAAGUGCAAAAAGUAAACAAACAGCAUCUACACAUUCAAGAGCAAACUGGGUUUAAACCUUUUUUUGGUGUUAUAAUUAAAGGUUAUCAGUAACAGGUAUGCUGUUAAAUACAUGAUUUUUAUCCUGCUAGUCCUGAUGAGAAUUCUACUGUAUUAGAAAGUGGUUUUACACAACCUCAAAGCAGUAAUUUAAAAAUAAAAAAAGUUUCUUCAGAUCAUUCUGAGUUAUUUAGCAGGUUCUUUCUGGCAGCCUGAUUUUUGGAUUAUUGGUGUUACACUCAAAAAUUGUAUACUUUUGACUUGUCAGUUAUUUGCAUACUUGAGUACUAUGUUUUCCUGUUUAUUAAAUGAUUUUUCACUCAAAGGCAGAGUCAGAUUUCAAUAUGGGUGAAAUCCUACGUAUCCAAGAAACCGAUAGAAAAUUCCUAAGGUUGACAUCAUGCACAUUCCCAUCACAGCUGGAUAGGAAAGGCAAGGCAACGGCAAUUGCAUGAUGAUAUUCACAUAUUCUCCUCAGAAGAGCUUCUAAGAGAUACUGGAUACUGCUAAUAUGGUCGUUGCUGACAUGACUUUGGCUGGUGUCACUGUUUACCUCCCACAAGCUGAGACGACCUCCUAUGUGUUUGACUUUUCAGAUCUCCUUCCAGAAAUCUACUCUGUUGCAUUUCAAUUUAAAUCGGAGGUAUUAUCGUCAUCCUGGAGACAGGGGCAAAUGACAUUUCUAUAGUGUGUUCCACCCACAAGUUAGCUGACUAUAGAAAUGCUGAGGCAUCAUUACAUUCCUAACUCUCCAGUAAUUAAUCUUAUAGGAUAUUGCCUACUGAUCCUUCUGAGGGUUCUUCUAUAGGCCAAAGCCCUAUGGUGAGUAUUUCUUAGUAGUAGCCAUGACAGACUGUUUAGAUUUUCUUGCUUCAGACUAUACACACAAUAAUAUUAAUGAUUACUUUGUUGUCAUCCACCUGUGGUUAUUUUGCCCAGGGGUAACUAAAGCUGCCUCAUCUACGUGCUAGAGGCACCAUCUCUAAAAGUUAGAGGGUUGUUUGUUCUCUGUGCUUAUUUCACUCCUUGGACUCUCUAUGGAGGCAGCCAAGAAGUUGCUAGCAGGCACAGCAGUGAGGAUUUAUGAGGUCGAUAUUUCCCCACUAGCAGCUACAGUGUGAGGGUAUUUCAAACAGGCCACCAAGGAACUAUCAGGUCAUGGCUUUCAACUACUACUGACCUGACUGGGUUUAGGCAAAGGUGACAAGCUUCAUAUCCUUCUCUCAGGUGCCAAUCCACCCACUCCCUCAUGGCCACAGCCUGCUCCACAGAGCCAGGGGCUGAGCAGUAAUGGCUGAAUGUCAAACAAAUGACUCAACAGAGGUGGAAGAGUAAACUUGGAUGGCCUUCUCUCUCACAGAGAUGCCAAGCCAUGCAGUGCUGCAUGUGAGGCAUAUUUGUGUGGAGACUGCUUCCCAUUACUGAACAUGACACAGCAGGAGACGAGCACACAGUGGGCAGAGGUGGUCUGCCCUUUAUCACCUCUCGAUCAUGGAGUCAGAAGCACUGGCACUCCUGGCUGCCUUCUCACUUCUAUGUAUCAGACCUCAGCUCUGUUCUGAGCUGCUUGCACUCCCGUAGGCAGCAGGGAGGUGGUUGGUUGUUUUUUUUUUAAACCAACCUUUUAA